AUAAAGAAAGUGGUCUCCAACCAACACCAACCCCUCUCUCUCUUCCUCUCUCUCAUCUUUAUAUUAAUCUUUCCACACUCUUCACAGAUUCAGGGCUCAUUCGAAGUUCAAGCUCUGAGUCCCUUUGUCUUUUUAUCUAUCUGCUCUCUCAAACCCAAGAAGCCCUUGUGUUUUUAUAACACAGAAAAUUGGUAUAUUUGGUAUAAUUUUGAUUUGAUAUAUUGGAAUAUUUGCCGCAAUGGCGUCUCCUCCAGAUACAAGCAAGACCAUAAAGCUUGAGCGCUACAACAGCUACCUCCGCAGAGUCAACAGCACCAAGCUCCUCAACGCCUCCUCCAAGCUCCUCUUCCGAGCCACCCUCCUCGUCGCCCUCGUCCUCAUCUUCUUCUUCACCAUCAAUUACCCUCCCCUCUCAGACCAUAUGGGCGGCGGGGCCCACCACGUCCACACCACCCAUAAUUUCCUCUCCUCUGCUUUUUACGGCGGAGGAGUGGGCGGGACCGCCUGGGAGAAGCAGGUGCGUCAUUCGUCUACUCCCAAGCGGCCCAACGGUAUGUCUGUUCUGGUAACAGGUGCUGCCGGGUUUGUCGGGACCCACUGCUCGCUCGCCCUGAAGAAACGGGGAGACGGAGUUCUGGGCCUCGACAACUUCAACUCCUACUACGACCCGUCGUUGAAGCGGGCCCGGCAGGCCCUGCUGAAGAGGCACGAGGUUUUCGUCGUGGAGGGGGACCUAAACGACGAGCCGCUGCUGACGAAGCUCUUUGAUGUCGUCCCUUUCACUCACAUCCUACACUUGGCCGCGCAGGCGGGCGUACGGUACGCUAUGCAGAACCCGCAGUCUUACGUGAGCUCCAACAUUGCCGGAUUCGUAAACCUUCUGGAAGUAGCGAAGAGAGCAAAUCCUCAGCCGUCGAUUGUCUGGGCGUCGUCCAGCUCGGUUUACGGACUCAACACAGAAAACCCAUUUUCGGAGCUCCACAGAACAGACCAACCGGCCAGCCUGUACGCCGCGACAAAAAAAGCCGGUGAGGAAAUUGCCCACACAUACAAUCAUAUUUACGGCCUCGCCCUAACCGGGUUGCGGUUCUUCACCGUAUACGGUCCAUGGGGCCGACCCGACAUGGCCUACUUCUUUUUCACCAAGGACAUACUGCAAGGCAAGCCAAUCGACGUGUACAAAACAGUGGACGACAAGGAAGUGGCACGUGAUUUCACUUACAUAGACGACGUCGUAAAGGGGUGCCUAGGGGCACUGGACACAGCGGAAAAAAGCACGGGCAGCGGGGGCAAAAAGAAAGGGCCUGCCCAGCUGAGAAUUUACAAUUUGGGCAACACGUCCCCCGUCCCCGUGGGGAAAUUGGUUUCGAUUUUGGAGGGCCUUUUGGGUACAAAAGCUAAGAAGCACGUGAUCAAGAUGCCUAGAAAUGGGGACGUUCCCUACACUCACGCCAAUGUGAGCCUGGCGUACAAGGACUUCGGGUACAAGCCCACCACGGAUUUGGCCUCCGGGUUGAGAAAGUUCGUCAAGUGGUACGUGAGUUAUUACGGGAUUGAUACGAGGGUAAAAAGGGAAAUGGAUAUUAACAAGAAGAGCAGUCAGCAAACCGAAGAAUCCGGUUGAUUAAAUCAUCACCGUCAAUCAUCAUCAUCACUGAUCACAUGGCCUUUCUCUCUCUUCCUCUUCUUAAAUUUUUUGUUGAAUUAAAUUCUGUUUUUUUUUUUUUUUGUUCUUGUAAGUUAUUGUUGUGUGGUCCUUGAUGUACUGGAUCCAAGCUGUUCUUGAUGUAUCAUAUAGAUAUAUAAAAAAAAAAUGUCAUAUAGAAGAAGAAGAAGAUAAAUGUUAGGAAAGAGAAACAGAGGGAAAUGGGGAAGCAGAGAGAAGGUGGUGUAGAUCUGGAAAACAUGGGGGGAGGAAGGGGAAGUUGUAAUAAUUUAUGGUGGGGUCUACUAGAAAGGAUGUAGAUCUCAGCCUUUGGAUUGGUAUAAAGAAAUUUGUGAUUGUAACAACAAACAAUGACAUCAAGAAUCUUCUUUGCCUUUGCUUCCUUGUUA
Molecule: messenger RNA, 2055 nt
Organism: Prunus persica (peach)
Lineage: Eukaryota; Viridiplantae; Streptophyta; Magnoliopsida; Rosales; Rosaceae
Product: UDP-glucuronate 4-epimerase 6
Exons: 1
Coding region: 239-1624 (461 amino acids)
Source: RefSeq, a predicted model, not a curated record